This is a messenger RNA of Prunus armeniaca (apricot), 978 nucleotides long. The record is from the annotation of a GenBank genome assembly. Lineage: Eukaryota; Viridiplantae; Streptophyta; Magnoliopsida; Rosales; Rosaceae.
AUGGAACCUGGUGUUCUUGAUAGUAUAAUUAAUAGGCUUCUUGCAGUUAGAGGGAGACCAGGUAAACAAGUGCAGCUCCAGGAGGCUGAGAUAAGGCAACUUUGUUUUGUAUCCAAGGAUAUUUUCUUGAGGCAGCCUAAUCUUUUGGAGCUUGAUGCUCCUAUCAAGAUUUGUGGUGAUGUCCAUGGUCAGUAUUCAGAUCUUCUGAGGCUUUUUGAGUUUGGCGGAUUACCUUCUCACUCCAACUACUUGUUCUUGGGGGAUUAUGUCGAUCGUGGGAAGCAAAGCCUUGAAACCAUAUGCCUUCUCCUUGCAUAUAAAAUAAAGUAUCCAGAGAACUUUUUCCUUCUGAGGGGCAACCAUGAAUGUGCUUCAAUAAACCGAAUAUAUGGGUUUUUUGAUGAGUGUAAACGAAGAUUUAAUGUCAGACUCUGGAAAGUAUUUACAGAAUGUUUCAACUGCCUUCCUGUGGCAGCUCUCAUUGAUGAGAAAAUUCUCUGCAUGCAUGGCGGACUAUCUCCUGAGUUAAACAAUUUAAAUCAGAUUAAGAGUUUACAGCGACCUACUGAUGUCCCAGACAGUGGUUUGCUAUGUGAUCUCCUGUGGUCUGAUCCUAGCAAAGACAUUCAAGGUUGGGGACCAAAUGAGAGGGGAGUUUCCUUUACCUUUGGUGCUGAUAGGGUGACGGAGUUUCUUCAGAAGCAUGAUCUAGAUUUAAUUUGCCGAGCUCACCAGGUUGUCGAAGAUGGAUAUGAGUUCUUUGCCAACAGACAACUUGUGACAAUAUUUUCAGCACCUAAUUACUGUGGUGAGUUUGACAAUGCUGGGGCAAUGAUGAGCGUGGAUGAGUCUCUUAUGUGCUCUUUCCAGAUAUUGAAACCUGCUGAAAAGAAGCCAAAGUUUGGCUUUGGGAGUAGAGCUUCAGCUAAGCCGGGUACUACAAUGAAAGCCAAGUCGUUUCUUGGUGCAAUGGCGUAA